AUGAAAUUUAUUAGUGUUUUAAUCAUUCUAAUUUUCAAUUCGACAUUAUGGAGUUUAAUUAAUUCUGUUAAAAAUAAUAAAAAUCAAAACGAGUUAAAUAUAGUUGAGCAACCCUCAAAGGAUUUGAGUAAAGUAUUAAAUGAUGGGGCUGAAUCAUCAACUAAUCCUCUAAAUCAAAAAUAUAAAGAAAUAUUAAAAUUUAAGCCUAAAAUUACUAAAAAUGAUAAAACUGAAAAUAAUUAUAACGAAAAAAGGUUACAUAGAAAAGAAUAUCUUAAAAAUUACUAUCAGAAGAAUAGAGAAGCUAGGCAAGAAUACAAGAGAAUUUAUUACCGAAAUAACCAGGAAAAGAUGCGAGGAUCUUCUCGAAAAUACUACCAUAAUAAUAAGGAAAAGAAACUUGAAAGUAUGCGAAAAUACCGACUAAGAAAGAAAAAUGAUAUUCAACAAAAUGAUUGUUUAAAAUUAAUCAAAAUUCAAUCUCAUAAUAAUGAAGGAACUUCUUCUGAUAAUCAACAGUAUAAUAAUUAUGGCGCUGGUCUAGUUUAUGCGUCCAAUGAAACUUUAUGA
Molecule: messenger RNA, 570 nt
Organism: Meloidogyne enterolobii
Lineage: Eukaryota; Metazoa; Nematoda; Chromadorea; Rhabditida; Meloidogynidae
Source: the annotation of a GenBank genome assembly